Messenger RNA from Exserohilum turcica Et28A, 675 nucleotides. RefSeq lists its product as uncharacterized. The record is from RefSeq and is a predicted model, not a curated record. Gene Ontology annotation, biological process: vesicle fusion; endoplasmic reticulum to Golgi vesicle-mediated transport. Bases 1 to 675 code for a protein of 224 amino acids. Gene Ontology annotation, molecular function: SNAP receptor activity. The transcript is spliced from 2 exons. Lineage: Eukaryota; Fungi; Ascomycota; Dothideomycetes; Pleosporales; Pleosporaceae. Gene Ontology annotation, cellular component: Golgi medial cisterna; SNARE complex; cis-Golgi network.
AUGUCUUCUACUGGGGGAGGAUGGGCACAACUGCGCCAGCAAGCGCGCACUCUGGAACAACAAACUGAGACGCUAUUCCACACAUAUUCACAGUUUGGAUCAACGCCGAACAUACCUGCGAAACCAUCAGAGGAAGAGCUGCGGGUAGAAACCAGGCUGCAUGAUAUUCUGGAGCAGCGGGAAGCGCUUGUCGCUCAGCUAUCGCGGCUACUCGACUCUGAAUCCACACAUGGCUCCUCGGCCGUGAAGCAAAAUAACCUUGCUAGGCAUCGCGAGGUGCUCUCGGAUCACCGGCGCGAACUCGCGCGUCUCAAAUCUUCUCUCAACGACGCCCGCAACCGAGCCAACCUCCUCUCGAACGUACGAUCGGACAUUGACGCCUAUCGUUCAGCCAACCAAGCCGAGGCCGACUACAUGCUUGACGAGCGGAACCGCAUCGAGAACUCGCACAACGUAGCCGACUCAGUCCUCAGCCAGGCAUACGCCGUGCAGGAGAACUUUGCUAUCCAGAGGGAAACACUAGCAAACAUCAACCGGAGGAUAGUGGGCGCUGCAAGUCAGGUACCCGGAAUCAACAGCUUGAUGGGAAGGAUCGGCUCUAAGAAGAGAAGAGACGGUAUCAUACUGGCAAGCUUCAUCGCGUUUUGUUUCUUGAUGCUGUUAUGGUUCAGGUAA